CCAAUCAGCGUGCUCGCUGCGGUUGCCUUGGAGAGCGGGACGCUGGGCCCAGUCAUGGCGGAGGAUUGGAAUCUAGAUACCGGGGAGGCCGUGUACCGGUCCCGGGACCCAGUGAACAACCUGCGGAUCCAGGUGGCGCUCCAGCGAGUUACCCCGGUCAGUGCCCUGGUACACCGGGUGCCCCAGGGAGAUGGAGACCGAGGAGGCCUGGAACUCAGGACCCUCCAUGCCAACUCUGCCAACAGGGAUCUUCGCCCAGGUGAUGACAAAGAAGAAAUCGUCAUUUCCUGGCAGGAAAAACUCUUUAGUCAGUUUGAAUAUGAGUUGUAUAAAAACGAUGCCGUUUGCCAUUCCCCUCUUGAUCGACAAUAUCACCAAGAUGUCCUUGCCCUGGAGCGUAGUGGUGGACGGAAAAACAGACGUAUAUUCACAUACACGGACCAUGAUCGAUACACCAACUUAGAGGAGCACUGUCAAUCAGUGACUUCUUCUCAUAACGAGUCUCCAACAUUUUUAGCAGAACGCAUGGCAAACGUACGACGGAGACGCCAGGAUAAAAGGCAGCUGGAUGGAGUCACAAUGAGGAAUCGUUUGGUGACAUGGAAGCCAUCAGAUGAGUUUAUAAAAAAUAAUCACAUCAUUAAUACUCCAGUUCAGACCAUGUAUAUCAUGGCAGAUCUAGCUCCAAGUGGAAACCAUGGUUGCAAGGAGAAUGAACAUGUCCUGUGUACUAUUCGUGUUGAUGGUAAUGGUGUCAUUACAUUGAAACCUGAUGUCACUGGCUUGAAAGGGCCCUACAGGUUGGAGGUGGAAGGCCACAAGCGAGAAUUGUGGAAAUACACGUUGCAGCAUGUCUCAGAGUCAGUAGACCAAGAAGAACAGGAGCGAGAAAGAAAUAUAUACAAUGAUCUGUACAACCGACACAAGGAGUACUUGAACAAUCUUGUGGGUUCUGAAUUUGAAAUGGCUCCUGCUGGUACUCUGCGCUUCUUUAUUAAUGGAGAAAUUGUCUCUGCGCAGAAAUAUGACUAUGAUAAUCUUUAUAUACACUUCUUUAUGGAGCUGCCCAAAUACUGGUCAAGUCCUGGCUUUCAGGAGCUCUCGGGAGUCACACAAAGCUGCAAAACCAAAACCCAUAAAAGGGAGAACAUUGCAUACUUCUGUCAUCCCUUCAGUUUUGAAGUAUUCCUUUCUGAGGAGGUGGCAUCUGAGGACAUCCCACAGUGGCCAGUUCUGUACUUUGAGGUUCUGUCACUGGAUUUUUGGCAGAGAUAUCGAGUGGAAGGAUAUGGAUCUGUUGUUUUACCGGACAGACCAGGAAUGCAUACUGUCACUACUCAUACGUGGCGGCCUGUGGAAUUGGGAACCAUUUCAGAGCUCCGAAGGUUUUUCAUAGGCGGAUCUCCAGAACUGGAAGACAUGUCCUAUACCAGAAUCCCAGGGACCUUUCAGGGUAAUCGUCUCAGUCGAUUUGGCUUCAGGACAGAGACAACCGGAGAAGUAACAUUCAGAUUCAAUUGUAUACACCAAUCGCGAUCUUUCCUUGACAAUAGCUCUCUGAGGAAAAGGAUGCAGAGCGUGUUGGAUCGUCUAGGGGGCACCAGCCAGCAAAGCUCCAUUCACAAUGUCCUUGAUGCCUUUCAGAGAGCACGGCGGAGAAUGCAGCAGGCCAGAGAAAGCCUUCCUCAGGACAUUCUGAACACCUCCCAGGCAUCAUUGCAGCAGUCGCAAGCAUGAUUAUAUCUUGAUAGAGACUACAUAUUGAGGGGAAUGUGGAGCUGCUUCAAAGAAUCUCUUCGGCUGCAGAACUUGACCGAACUGACUAACAUUUAAUUCUGUUUGUGAACGAGUGGCUGUAAUGCGUGCAGUGUAUUUCCUAAUUAUAAUCUCAAAGUCAUGCGUAAAGGUUCAACUUUUCUGCAUUUCUCAAGUCAUCUUAUUAUUGUGAAAACCUAAGUUGAAGAAGCCUCAUUUUCAGUGUCUUCCAGCCCAUCUGCUAAUUUGCAAAUCUUUCCAUGGUGGUACCUCUGGAGUCCAAUGUGAGAUCUUUGUACUCUGCUACAUAGUAGUAUAAGAUAUGUCAUCAACAUUGCCCAGGUUCACUACUAUGCCUUGUCCAGUGUAGGAAAGGGGGAAGAUAAUCUUUCUCCAUUCUAGACCACUGUAAGGGGGUGCUAUUUGCUUGAGUCACCGCAUCUACUUACCUUUCAUUUUUGUUUCCAUGCCCUCCUGCUGUAUGUAUGUAAUUAUGUCAGCUGUAAUAGUUCUUACUCAGUGGAGUCAAAUCUUUUACUUUUUCGUAUCACAAUGCCAGGUUGUAGCUUCAUGAUUAGAUGUGUAUCUAUUUUAAAUGAAUACAUAAUGACAGAAUAUUUAUGGCCGCACAAUAAACCUAUUUG
This is a messenger RNA of Pelobates fuscus (common spadefoot toad), 2399 nucleotides long. It is a transcript of the gene MKS1, whose product is annotated as MKS transition zone complex subunit 1. Bases 55 to 1737 code for a protein of 560 amino acids. The transcript is spliced from 18 exons. Gene Ontology annotation, biological process: cilium assembly. Gene Ontology annotation, cellular component: MKS complex. Lineage: Eukaryota; Metazoa; Chordata; Amphibia; Anura; Pelobatidae. The record is from RefSeq and is a predicted model, not a curated record.